Molecule: messenger RNA, 3075 nt
Organism: Ostrea edulis (European flat oyster)
Lineage: Eukaryota; Metazoa; Mollusca; Bivalvia; Ostreida; Ostreidae
Exons: 1
Coding region: 1-3075 (1024 amino acids)
Biological process (GO): DNA integration
Molecular function (GO): nucleic acid binding
Source: RefSeq, a predicted model, not a curated record
AUGGAGAAAAUCUUCAGCAGAGGACAUGCUGGCCCAGCACAACCUCUUAAAGAAAACCAAGAGUGCUGGUACCUUCCACUCUUUGGGGUCUACCACCCCAGGAAACCAGACCAAAUUAGAAGGGUGUUCGACUCCUCGGCUACCUACGAGGGAACAUCCUUGAACAAUGUUUUACUCCAAGGCCCGGAUCUGACGAACAGUCUCCUAGGUGUACUUCUACGCUUCCGUAAAGAAAUGAUAGCGGUAGUGGCAGACAUACAACACAUGUUCCAUUGUUUUAAAGUUGUAGAAGAACACAGGAACUAUUUGAGAUUUUUUUGGCACAGAGACAAUGAUGUGAACAACGAGCUGAUGGAAUACUGUAUGUUUGUGCAUGUAUUUGGCAACAGACCAUCCCCGGCAGUCGCAACAUACGGUCUUCGUAAAAUUGCUGACAUAUCCAAAAACACACAUGGAAUAGAAGUCGCACAGUUUAUCCGUAGAAACUUCUAUGUAGACGAUGGACUAACAUCAUGUCCCACAGCCGAAGAAGCCAUAAGUUUGUUGCAGAAAACUCAAGAUGCAUUGAAACGAAAUGGCAAUCUAAGAUUACACAAGUUCGCUUCGAACAGCUCCAUUGUAAUGAAAACCCUUGAUCCUGAUGACUUGGCUGAUGGUGUCUAUUAUCUUGACUUGGAGGAUGAUCCAGCAAUGCAACGGAGUCUUGGCAUCAAUUGGAAUCUCACCAGUGACAGUUUCAUAUUCAGUGUCUCAACAGAGGACAAACCAUUGACAAGAAGAGGCGUUUUGUCGACAGUUAACAGUUUAUAUGACCCUCUUGGCUUUCUUGCACCAGUGAUCAUCGUAGGAAGACUUAUUAUGAGGCAGGUCGUCUCGGAAACAUCUGAUUGGGAUGAACCACUGACCGAACCUGUCAAGUCUCAAUGGGCCACUUGGAAAUCAUCAUUACAAGCCUUGGAGAGAAGUCAUGUGCCACGUGCAAUCACACAAAAUUUGAGCAAAUCUACAAAAAGAGAACUCUUGACAAUUUCUGAUGCCUCGGAAAAAGCAAUAGCGGCGGUAUCUUAUCUCAGGAUAACAUAUGAGGGUGGAUCUCAACAAGUCGGAUUCAUAUUGGGAAAAACAAAGGUUGUACCCUCAUCAGGACACACAAUUCCAAGGCUUGAAUUAUGCGCAGCAGUUCUAGCCAUAGAAGUUGCUCAAACAGUUCAAGAUCACAUUGAUAUUGAAUUUCAGGAUGUGAAAUAUUUUUCUGACAGUCGUGUUGUCCUAGGUUACAUUCACAACGACACAAGACGUUUUCAUGUGUAUGUUUCUAACAGAGUGGAGAAGAUCAGAAACCUCAGUCUACCUGAACAGUGGUCCUAUGUUCCAACAAAUAUGAAUCCUGCAGAUGAAGGAUCCAGAGGAAUACUGCCAGAGAACCUACAAAGGAGUGUAUGGUUAAAUGGACCCUCUGAUUUCUUGAACAAGACUCCUGACACAACCAGUGAGAUGUUCGAACUCAUUGAACCACGAGAGGACAAAGAAAUUCGUAAUACCUGUUUGAAGACUCAGUACACACCUACACUGGGUACCCACAGGUUUGAGAGAUUCCAAGAAUGGAACCACCUCACUGAAGCUAUUGCUCUUUUGAAACGCUUUCUUGAGCAUAGAAAAGAGAAUAAAACCAAGAUCAUACCAAAGUCCAUAGAUUCAUAUAAGGCAGCUGAAAAAGUUAUCAUCAAAGCCGUACAACAAGAAAUAUAUGCUGAGGAAACAGACUGCUUACGUUCUUCACGAAGCUUACCACGAAACAGUCCUAUACUCUCUUUGGAUCCUUUCCUAGAUGACGAAGGUAUCCUCCGUGUAGGUGGACGGCUGAAAAAUGCUCGAGUGGACACCGUAUGCACACAUCCUAUAUUGAUACCUGGGAAACAUCAUAUCGCUAAGCUUCUGAUCAUCAAGUGUCAUCAGUCAGUUCGUCACCAAGGUCGUUACUUCACGGAAGGCAAAGUGAGAUCCAGUGGAUAUUGGAUAACAGGAUGUAGGCGCCUUGUCGUUUCGAUCUUAAACAACUGUGUAGUAUGCAGAAGAUUGUGUAGACAAUGCGAGACCCAGAAAAUGUCUGACCUACCAGAAGAACGCCUGAUCCCAGGGCAGCCUCCCUUUACUUCAGUAGGGGUAGACGUUGUUGGUCCAUGGAACGUCAUAACUCGUAGAACCAGAGGAUCCUCGGCAAGCAGCAAACGAUGGGCAGUUCUGUUUACCUGUCUCGUCACUCGCGCAGUACACAUAGAGGUCCUUGAAGAGAUGUCGUCAUCAUCAUUUAUAAAUGCUCUGAGACGGUUCACGGCAAUCCGUGGUAAAGUGAAGACAUUUUGGUCGGAUAGAGGUACAAACUUCGUUGGUGCUGUUGACCCUCUACACGUAGAUGCAAUCUGGGUCAAAGACUUUCCAUUGAAACAAUUCCUUUACAACGAAGGGACCAUUUGGAAAUUCAAUCCUCCCCAUGCAUCACACAUGGGUGGUGUAUGGGAGAGACUUAUAGCGAUAACGAGACGAAUUCUUGAUAGCAUGUUGCUAGAUCACCGACGGGUUGGACUUACACAUGAAGUGCUGGUUACUCUUUUAGCAGAGACUAGUGCAAUGAUCAACUCACGACCAUUAACGGGUAUCUCUUCUGACCCAAACUCAUCAUUCAUCCUCACACUAAACAUUCUACUAACUCAGAAGAUGGAUGUAUUAAACGAAAAGAUUUGUGAAACUGAUUCUAAGGAUUUGAUGCGUGUUCAGUGGAAAAGAGUACAACACCUUGCAAAGGUAUUCUGGGACAAGUGGAAGAAGGCAUAUUUACACACUCUACAGACUCGAAAGAAAUGGCAUCAGACCCAAAGAAAUGUUCGUGUUGGUGAUGUGAUACUGAUGAGAGAGAAAGAUAUGCAUCGAAAUGAAUGGCCCUUAGGCAUCGUCACCAAGGUGUUUCCUGGACAAGAUGAUCUAGUGCGUAAAGUGGAGGUCAAGGUCAACCGGAAUGACAAGAUCACUUCAUACACCAGGCCGGUGAACGAUAUUGUUAUCCUCUUGGAACAGUGA